This is a messenger RNA of Chelonoidis abingdonii (Abingdon island giant tortoise), 3669 nucleotides long. NCBI's taxonomy places the organism in Eukaryota, Metazoa, Chordata, Testudines, Testudinidae. The record is from RefSeq and is a predicted model, not a curated record.
GGAAGUGGAGAGGAUUUCAGCGGGUGUAAUUUACAAGGGACGUUUGGGGACUGUGGCUGCACGAGGCAGGAAAGAAAAAGAGUGGGUUGCUGCUCUCUGCUGGGCACUGCUGCUCCGGUAGAUGUUUCCCUGUUGUUUGGUGCAUGAUUUAGAGAAGAGGAGGAGUUGGAACCAGCGAGUGGCAGGAGAUAGGGGGGUUUGGCUGCUGCUGGGGGGGGGGCCUUUCUCUGUCUCUCUUCCUCCCCGGGUGUAGCAUCUAGAGCUCUCCCGGCGUUGGCUCUGCUGUCCCCGGGUGGGGGCUCGCAGGCAGAGGGCGCGUGCCUCCCUCGCUCCGUGGUGCGGGGUGUGUGUGUUUUCGGGGGGUGGGGGUUGUGUCUGAACCAGUUAGGAAGAAUGACUCUGGAGUCCAUCAUGGCGUGCUGCCUGAGCGAGGAAGCCAAAGAAGCCAGGCGGAUCAACGAUGAGAUCGAGAGGCAGCUCCGCCGGGACAAGCGGGACGCCCGCCGGGAGCUCAAGCUGCUGCUGCUGGGUACGGGAGAAAGUGGCAAAAGCACAUUCAUCAAACAGAUGAGAAUUAUACAUGGAUCAGGAUACUCUGACGAAGACAAAAGGGGUUUCACAAAACUUGUGUAUCAGAAUAUAUUUACAGCAAUGCAAGCUAUGAUCAGAGCUAUGGAAACACUCAAAAUCCCAUACAAGUACGAACACAAUAAGGCCCAUGCACAGUUAGUUCGAGAAGUUGAUAUAGAGAAGGUAUCAGCAUUUGAGAAUCCCUUCGUAGAUGCAAUAAAGAGUUUAUGGAAUGACCCUGGGAUCCAAGAGUGUUAUGACAGACGGCGGGAAUAUCAGCUAUCGGACUCAACUAAAUACUAUGUUUAUUGCCAGGAGCUUGGAAAGGUCCAGUAUUUGAAAACAAUUUCUUACAUUACAGCCGCAAAAUGUGUGUGUGCAGCAGUUUGUGGUGCACAGAAAACAGAUAAAAGCACCUUUAACAGUAACCAGCUAAAGAAAAUCUACUCAGCAUUUUCAGUAUUUAGUGAUGUGCCUAAAAGAAUGGUGGAUGUAGGAGGCCAACGAUCAGAAAGAAGAAAAUGGAUACAUUGCUUUGAAAAUGUCACAUCUAUCAUGUUUCUAGUAGCCCUUAGUGAAUAUGAUCAAGUACUUGUGGAGUCAGACAAUGAGAACCGAAUGGAGGAAAGCAAAGCACUGUUUAGGACAAUUAUCACAUAUCCGUGGUUCCAGAACUCUUCGGUCAUUUUGUUCUUAAAUAAAAAAGAUCUUCUAGAGGAGAAAAUUAUGUACUCCCAUCUAGUUGACUAUUUCCCAGAGUAUGAUGGACCCCAGCGAGAUGCACAGGCGGCACGAGAGUUCAUUUUGAAGAUGUUCGUGGACCUGAAUCCAGACAGUGAUAAAAUUAUCUACUCUCACUUCACAUGUGCUACAGACACAGAGAAUAUCCGCUUCGUCUUUGCUGCUGUCAAGGACACUAUCCUACAGUUAAACCUGAAGGAGUACAACCUGGUCUAACUGUGCCUAGUAGGCCCCCCAAAAUUCCCAUCGGGCAAUUGAAGAUAUACAAGAGGGACUGUAUUAUCUGUGAAAACGACUUGCAUAAUACUAAUUUAUUGCCGGCCUGGACUCUGUGAAUGUUCACAGAGUUUGUAGUAAAUAUUAUGAUUUUAUUUAAACUAUAUUGAGGAAAAACAAAAGAUGCUGAAAUACAUUCACAGCAUGUUUCCUCAUUUUUUUAGGCAAAACCUUGUGACUCAAUGUGUUUUAAAUUCUCAGUCAUGCACUCACAAAGGAUAGGGGUUUUUUUGCUAUUGAGGGAAAAUCAAGCUGGUUUCCCCUUUCCCUGACUCUUUCUUUCUCACUCUCUCCCCUUUCCUCCACUGCAUUUUAUUAUUGUUUUCAAAGGUACAAUGGCCUUUUUUUUCAGUUGCAUUCCUUGGCAGACUGUUUUCUCUACAGUGAUCUGAUCAGGAAAAUACUAUCAUCACAAUUUAAGCCAUCAAUCAUUCUAAUUUUACAGUAUGUACUUUUUCUGAAGGAUCAAAAGUAUUGAUACUGUGAUUUUAAAAUUCUUGACAUGGAUAUUUUGCAAACUAUCUUCACACUGUGGGCUAGGAAAUUGGGUUCAAAAACAGCAGUUGUAGUAACAUGGAUUUUAACUUUAGCUGUAACGUGGCAAAUCAGAACAAUGCGUAGAAGACAGUAAUGAAAUGACUAAGGCAAAAUGAUGAUGUGGAAUAUGAUCGAAUUUCUUUUUAAUUGCCAUGUGUCCUUUCUUCUUUCUUUUCUUUCAAAUCAUAGAUGCCAAACAAAAAUGCCAUAGACACUACAUUUUCCCCAGAGGCUACAGCCUGAAACAGUGUUUUUUCAGGUUGGCUUUGUUCGUUUGUUCUUAUUUUUUGUUUUGGUUUAGUUUGUUUUUUUUAGUUAGAGCUUUUUAAAUAUUUUUGACCACAAUUUAAACAUUAUUUUUACUGAAUAAAAAAAAUUCAUGUUGCCAAACGUGGCUUUUUAUAAAACCAAUAGCUUUGAAACGUAAGAUACUAAUUGAAAUGCCAAAUUGAUUGAUUGGGAAACAACGGGAUUGACACUACUGCCAAAUGAUAAAGAAUUAAAGUUUUAACUCAUAUGUCCCCCCCCUGCUUUUUUUAAAGAAUGUGUUCCAUUUUGAAUGCCAAAAACAGCAGCGUGAGUGAAAAUGCUGUUGGGUGCAUCAUGCACAUGCAUAUUGUCUAUACUAAUUUAAAGACAAUUUUACUCUGUCCAUAUGUCAAAGAUAGUAUGAGAAUACAGGGAACAUCUUCUGCAGUAAUAUCAGGGCACCUUUAAUUGUAAAACAUGAAAUUACUGAUGAGUAAUCAUAUUCAGGACCCUGUCUUGAUACAGUUGCCAGUUCAUUGAUUGACAGAUAUCUAAUAGGCUUAAUACAAAGUAGCCUCUCUCAGUGUUCCAUAGAAAUAUUUAUUAAACGAAACAGCAAAUAUCUUACUUUUGAACUCUAAAUGUGCAAUUUUUUUAAACAACAAAGACAACACACACAUGUAUGAGGCUCUAUUCUGCAGGUUGGGUUGAAAAAACAUUUUUUAACCAGUCACAAGACUGCUAGCAAGCUGCAGAGAACUCAGAGGUCUGACAUGUAAUUGGACUGAUUAUCCACAAUACCAUGCAGCACUAGAGUGCAUUUAUGUAGAAAUUGCUCCUUCAGAGCAGCGUGAGGAGGGGAGAGUGGCUUACUAGUUGAGUACCAAAGUUAACAAUAAAUACUAACGAGAUGUGGUUCAUCUUUAACCCGCCCCUCCAAUGCAAAACAACAGUAAUAACAAAAGUAUUUUUUUCUCCCUCAUGAGACACCAUGUAAUUUAAAACUGGUUGUAGGUAUAGUGCAAUUAUGAAUGCUAUAAUCAUUGUACAUACAUACAUACACAUAUAUAUAUGUGUGUGUGUAUGUUUGUAAUAUAGCAGCAUCCAUAUUGGCUUUGUAAUCAUUAAUUUUUUGGCCGAUUGAAUGUGCUGUAUUGAUAUGUAUCUAUGUAAUUGUAUUGUAUGUCUUAUAGCUAAUUCACAUUUUAAAUAAUGUUAUUUUAUUUACUUUUUUAAGAGAGAAGAAUGUAAAUUUUGUCAGUUUAUUUCUGACUAGGGAUUUUUUUUAUUUACAAA